AUGGCAGACCUACAGCAGCAAAACCUCAUCAAAGAUCAUCCGAUCGGAAAGGGUCUCGAUGAUUUUCACACCACGUUCAACUCGAUCUGCGACAAGGCAGGCAUCUCCUGUACACUGGACGCGCUGGAGCGGCUGGGACGAGAAGGCAAGCAGACCAAUAUGCAAGAUCUCAUAUUAACUCUUAUUCCCAAACUCCGGCUGCUGCCCGUUGCUCGUCUUCUACCUUCCGGGUCAGGCCAUGGCAUCCUUCGAACUGAUUUGAUCCGACUGAACUCAGCAGUCAACUCCGAUGCUUUCGAUUUCGAUAGCAUAAAGCCCCUCCUCUGCUCUAUCCUCGAACGCGACUCUGAUGAGCGCAUCUGGGAACACAUCUACUGCCUGAUAGCCGAUAUCCCACAACCGAUUGCAACCUUCCUUGAGCAAACCCCGUGGGUCUACACCACGAGCGGCAUAAUGAACUCGUCCGAGAAGCGCGAAGAGGUGGACAGGAUCCUUAAGCUGGAGCUUGGUCCUCUCUAUGUCGAUAUUCCUUCCUUCAGCGAGACAUACUUCGGACAGGUAGCUGGCCUAGAGGCAGGGUCCAAGGCUGUCUUCAAGAAGUGCGUGGAGGGCAGCAACCCGCUUUUUGGGCCCGAAGGGUGGCGCGGCUGGCCAGCAAUCACAUCAGAAAAAAAUGUAGUGGCCUGGUUCUACGACCUGUUUCCCCAGCUGGAAGCAUUCGCAGAAGCCUGCGGUGCUGCGCCGGCAUCUACGCUGGCAUCUACGCUGGCAUCUACACCGACACCUGCGCCGAUACCUCGACGAAAGCUGCUGGUACAACCCAACACGCCGCUCCCAGACUCUGUGGGGAAGCGCAGCAUGGACAUCGGCUUUGUAAGGGAUGACCUCAUCACGGCAGCAGAAAGCGGUUCCAGAUAUCGAUGGUCGCACGUUCUCGUGCCAGGCGAGCUGAAGAUGGGUCCGUCUGACGAUAUACCCUCGAUCGCGUGGAUAAGCAUUGCAACAUACGCAAGGGAGGUCCUCUCAGCCUGCAGUACUCGCCGCUUCGUUCUAGCCUUUACCCUCUGUGGACCGCUUAUGAGGCUGUGGGAGUUUGACCGGCUCGGAGGGAUUGCAUCCGAACAGUUCGAUAUCAACAAAGACGGGCUGCAGUUUGUGUUUACAAUGCUCGGGUUCCUGUGGAUGAGCGAAGAGCAGCUUGGCUUCGACCCAGCAUUCAAGAGAACACCCAGCGGCCAGCAAUUCAUCGAGAUCAACCGGAAUGGCGUGAACGAGCGUCUCAUGAUCGAUGGAGCAAUAAUACACCAGCAUUGUAUAGCUGGCCGAGGGACAACCUGCUGGAAGGCUCAUCCUGAAGAGGAUCCUCGGACAGUACUUGUCAUCAAAGAUUCGUGGCAGUUCCCAGAGCGGGACGUAGAAGGCGACCUGCUCCGCAAGGCGACUGAGAAGAAGGUUGUCAAUAUGGCUCGGUACUAUCAUCACGAGAUUGUUCAGGUAGGCGGUACUAAUGAUACUAUCCGGAGCAAUGUGCGCAAGGGGCUGGAUAUCACCAAAGCUUCCAACUACAAGCCAGACUGGACAGACUUUAUGCCGCGCGUAAAAGCGAGAAGUGGCUCGCGGAGAGGCCGCAGCAGCAGCAGCAGCAUCGCCGGUAUAAAGCGGCUAUCUAGCCAGGCUGCCGCCCCUCUACCGAGCAAACAGCCAGCAAGCAGCAGACAGCUCAUCACCACCCUUCCGGACCGGGAACAUAGGCGUACUAUUGUUUGUGAUUAUGGACUGCCUAUCUACAGAGCAAGCUCUCGAGCUCGUCUGCUUGCUGCGCUGGAGGGCUGCAUCGCGGGACACGAGUCUCUGUACCGAGCAGGAUUCCUGCACAGGGAUAUCUCGAUCAACAAUCUCAUCAUCAACGAAGAUCCCAGCAACCCGUCCUGGCAGUCGUUCCUGAUCGAUCUGGACCUUGCUGUUGAGAUACAGCGGGAUAGUACGUCGGGCGCAAAGAGCAUAACCGGAACCAGGGCUUUCAUGGCCAUAGGAGCACUCAUGGGCGAGCUGCAUUCUUUCAUGCAUGACAUCGAAUCCUUCUUCUGGGUUCUCUUCUGGAUCUGUAUUCAUUACGAGGGGCCGGGCAAGGAGAGAACUGUUCUGAAGUUUGACAAGUGGAACUACAUGGAUACAGACGCGCUACUCACGAUGAAAGCUGGUGUGAUUACGAGCGAUGUGUUUACGAGGACAGUCGCACAGCACUUCACUGAUUAUUACCGGCCGCUGAUCCCACUUGCAACUAGACUGCGGGAGGUGAUCUUUCCUGGGAAUGAAUGUUGGAAGCAGGAGGAUCCGACACUGUAUGCCAGGGUACGAAAUAUCCUUGCAGAAGGCUGUACAGACCCUGAUAUUACUAAUUGCUAAAUUUCUUAAAUUCUGUCGGAAUAAAGGCACUUGUAACCCC
Messenger RNA from Cryphonectria parasitica EP155, 2446 nucleotides. RefSeq lists its product as uncharacterized. Gene Ontology annotation, biological process: protein phosphorylation. The transcript is spliced from 4 exons. Gene Ontology annotation, molecular function: protein kinase activity. NCBI's taxonomy places the organism in Eukaryota, Fungi, Ascomycota, Sordariomycetes, Diaporthales, Cryphonectriaceae. The record is from RefSeq and is a predicted model, not a curated record. Bases 1 to 2406 code for a protein of 801 amino acids.